Arabidopsis arenosa is the source of this 2699-nucleotide messenger RNA. The record is from the annotation of a GenBank genome assembly. NCBI's taxonomy places the organism in Eukaryota, Viridiplantae, Streptophyta, Magnoliopsida, Brassicales, Brassicaceae.
CCUUCUUCUUCCACCUCCGUCCGUCGACUCUCUCCUGUCGUGUCCUGGGAAACGAACCGCUUCUCUCCCGGCUCGACCCGUCGUCGUCGAUGGCUCCGGUGAAGAAGAAGAAGAAGCCUCUGGAUAAGGCGAAAAAUUUGGCGAAGAAAUCGAAGAAGAAAGACAAGAAGAGAGUCAACGCAGUGCCUUUGGAUCCGGAGGCUAUCGACUGCGACUGGUGGGAUACUUUCUGGCUCCGAAACUCUUCUCUCUCAGGUGUUUCGAUCCCCUUAGACGAAGAUGAUGCGUUCAAGCACUUCUUUAGGGCUUCUAAGACUACCUUUAGCUACAUUUGUUCCCUCGUCAGGGAGGAUCUUAUCUCUAGACCUCCCUCUGGACUCAUCAACAUCGAAGGAAGGCUUCUUAGUGUUGAGAAACAAGUCGCCAUUGCUCUUAGAAGGUUGGCCUCCGGUGAUUCUCAGGUCUCCGUAGGUGCUGCCUUUGGUGUUGGCCAAUCCACUGUUUCUCAGGUUACAUGGAGAUUCAUCGAGGCACUUGAAGAACGUGCCAAGCAUCAUCUUAGAUGGCCAGAUUCUGACCGAAUCGAAGAGAUCAAGUCAAAGUUCGAGGAGAUGUACGGUCUCCCCAAUUGCUGCGGAGCCAUUGAUACAACGCACAUCAUCAUGACUCUCCCUGCUGUGCAAGCAUCUGAUGACUGGUGUGACCAGGAGAAGAACUACAGCAUGUUCUUACAAGGAGUCUUUGAUCACGAAAUGAGAUUUCUCAACAUGGUUACCGGCUGGCCUGGCGGCAUGACCGUCUCCAAGCUUCUCAAGUUCUCUGGCUUCUUCAAACUCUGUGAAAACGGUCAGAUUUUAGACGGAAAUGCUAAAACUCUAUGUGAAGGAGCCGAGAUAAGAGAAUACGUAGUUGGAGGGAUCAGUUACCCGCUUCUUCCUUGGCUUAUAACUCCUCAUGACAGCAAUGAUCCCUCUGAUUCCAUGAUGGCGUUCAGUGACAGGCAUGAGAAGGUCAGGUCAGUCGCAACUACUGCCUUUCAACAGCUUAAGGGAAGCUGGAGGAUUCUGAGCAAAGUAAUGUGGAGACCAGACAGGAGGAAGCUACCUAGUAUAAUACUGGUGUGUUGUUUGUUGCAUAACAUCAUAAUCGACUGUGGGGAUUAUCUUCAAGACGAUGUUCCUUUGUCUGGUCAUCACGACUCCGGUUAUGCAGACCGGUACUGCAAGCAGAGCGAGCCGCUUGGUAGUGAGCUCAGAGGAUAUCUGACUGAGUAUUUGCUUAGCCCUACUCCAGCAAAGGAGGAAGCCGGAGAGAAACCAAUGGCCUCUGGCGGCGGAGAGGCGGAUAAAUCACUUGAAAUCGGGUCCGGGUCCGCGGAUCCCAAAUUAGGCGGUGCUGGGAGCAGGAGCGCCGGAGAAGAACGAUACUUCAGGGCCGAUAAACUGGAUUUCAGUAAAUGGGAUUUGCAUAUGGGUCAAACCUCUAGUAGCAGCGUCGUCACCAAUAAUUCCGCUUCGACGAGCGCUCCGGCACCGGCGAUGCAGGAAUGGGAGAUUGACCUCUCCAAACUCGAUAUGAAGCACGUCCUCGCUCACGGCACUUACGGCACUGUCUACCGCGGUGUCUACGCCGGCCAAGACGUCGCAGUCAAAGUAUUAGAUUGGGGAGAAGAUGGUUACGCCACCGCAGCUGAAACUGCAGCUCUGCGUACUUCCUUCGAGCAAGAGGUCGCCGUCUGGCAGAAGCUCGAUCAUCCCAACGUUACUAAGUUUAUAGGAGCAUCCAUGGGAACCUCUGAUCUGCGGAUCCCUCCUGCUGGUGAUACUGGCGGACGUGGUAACGGUGCACAUCCUGCGAGGGCCUGUUGUGUUGUGGUUGAAUAUGUUGCCGGAGGCACGCUCAAGAAGUUCCUCAUCAAGAAAUAUAGGGCCAAACUACCCAUCAAGGAUGUCAUUCAGCUCGCUUUGGAUCUCGCCAGAGGGCUUAGCUACCUCCACUCCAAGGCGAUUGUACAUCGGGACGUCAAGUCAGAGAACAUGCUGUUACAACCUAACAAGACGCUGAAGAUCGCUGAUUUCGGGGUAGCUAGAGUCGAAGCUCAGAACCCUCAAGACAUGACGGGUGAAACUGGAACACUUGGAUACAUGGCACCAGAGGUUCUUGAAGGAAAGCCUUACAACAGGAAAUGCGAUGUCUAUAGCUUUGGGGUAUGCCUCUGGGAAAUAUACUGCUGUGACAUGCCCUAUGCUGAUUGUAGUUUUGCUGAGAUCUCUCACGCCGUCGUUCAUAAGAAUCUGAGACCAGAGAUUCCGAAAUGCUGCCCGAAUGCGGUGGCAAACAUCAUGAAGAGAUGCUGGGACCCGAAUCCAGACAAGCGUCCGGAGAUGGAGGAGGUGGUGAAGCUGCUGGAAGCCAUAGACACAAGCAAAGGCGGUGGAAUGAUAGCUCCAGACCAGUUUCAGGGGUGCCUCUGUUUCUUCAAACCUCGGGGCCCCUGAAUCCUGAUCUCUCUCUCUCUCUUUCCUUUUGCUCCGUGUCUGAUGAUAUUCUUGAGAGCUGCGUGAUUCUUUGGAUUUUUGUAAAACUUUGAGAUAUGGGAGUUGGAUUGGUGUGGGUUUUGUCAUAAGAAUCUUACUGCUCUCUAUGUAUUUUAUACUAAACACAGUCUGUGUAUAAAUCGAUAAAGCUUGAUUUUUUUU